AACCAGGGACUGUAGUCACAUCUCUUGUACUGAGAUGCAGUGCCUUAGACCGCUGUGCCACUCAGGAGCCCGAGAUCUCACCAAUCAGAACUGGUCUACACUAGUAUCAGGAAAAUGCACCGUGUGACCAUCAGACUGUUAUAAUGGCUAUUGUGGACUGGUGAAUAUGGUGUCUUAGUUACUUUGAUCAUGUUUUACUUAUUUAAAGAAUACUAUUUAUUAUUGUACAGGGCACCCUUCUUCAAUCCAGCCCGUCUUCUAUCUGCUCAGCAUAGCACUGGCAGUGCCCACAGGAGCCCCACAGAUACAAGGUGACGGGGAGUGAAAAGAGGACAGAGAGGGGGUGAGAGAGAGAGAUAAAGAGAGGGAAAGAAGGCUACCUGCUAAGCCAGUGAGAGAAGCUUUUAUAUCCGCUCACAGGUCUGGGUAUUCAGCUGCUUGAGGAGAAGACUGGGAGUGUCUGGGUAUUCAGCUGCCUGAGCAGAAGACUGGGAGCGUCUGGGUAUUCAGCUGCCUGAGGAGAAUACUGGGAGUGUCUGGGUAUUCAGCUGCCUGAGGAGAAGACUGGGAGUGUCUGGGUAUUCAGCUGCCUGAGGAGAAGACUGGGAGCGUCUGGGUAUUCAGCUGCCUGAGGAGAAGACUGGGAGUGUCUGGGUAUUCAGCUGCCUGAGGAGAAGACUGGGAGCGCCUUGGUAUUCAGCUGCCUGAGGAGAAGACUGGGAGUGUCUGCGUAUUCAGCUGCCUGAGGAGAAGACUGGGAGUGUCUGGGUAUUCAGCUGCCUGAGAAGCUGCCUGAGGAGAAGACUGGGAGUGUCUGGGUAUUCAGCUGCCUGAGGAGAAGACUGGGAGUGUCUGGGUAUUCAGCUGCUUGAGGAGAAGACUUGGAGUGUCUGGGUAUUCAGCUGCCUGAGGAGAAGACUUGGAGUGUCUGGGUAUUCAGCUGCCUGAUGAGAAGACAGGGAGUGUCUGGGUAUUCAGCUGCCUGAGGAGAAGACUUGGAGUGUGUGUGUGAGUGUGUCUGUGUGUGUGUGCUUGUGUGCUUUGGGAGGGUUCUCUGAGGUGGCCAUUGCGAACAGAAAUCAAGCAGAUCAGUGUUUGGGUGACGGAGAAAGGAGAGAGGGAGAGAAAUAGAGAGAGAGAGACAAGGGAGAGAGGGAGAGAAAUAGAGAGAGAGACACAAGGGGUGGGCCACCGCUUGGAAUUUGUUAAUCUCCGCAAGGCAUGUGUGCUGCACUUGCAUCAUGCAGAUAUCUUUCUUCAUUUUUCCUCACUAGAUGGGAUUGUUUGGAAUGGGAUGCAGAAAAACACUGAUGCCCUUUUUGGCAUGUUAUACGACAACUAGGGUGUAUGGCAGAUAAGUUAUUUGGGAAGCGGCUGCUGCAGGCUGGGAGGUACAUCAUGUCUCAUAAGUCCUGGAUGAAGACCGUGCCCACUGAGAACUGUGACGUCCUCAUGACUUUCUCAGACCGGACAGAUGACCACACGUUGCUAUGGCUACUAAACCACAUGCGCCUGGGCAUUCCAGAACUCAUCGUCCAGAUCCGACAUCACAAACACACGCAUGUACACGCCUUCUUCGUCACGGCAACAUAUGAGAAUUUGUUGCGCGGGGCAGAGGAGAUGGGUCUGAGGAAGUCAUUGAAGCCAGAGUUUGGGGGAGGAACACGCAGCUUCUCCUGUGAAGAAGACUACAUCUAUGAGAACAUUGAGAGUGAACUAUGCUUCUUCACAUCACAGGAGAGGCAGAGCAUUAUCAAGUACUGGCUCGACAAUCUACGAGCCAAGCAGGGGGAGGUGCUUCAUAACAUACACUUCCUGGAGGGACAGCCAAUCAUCCCAGAGCUGAGUGGGCGGGGUGUGAUCCAGCAGGUGUUUCCUCUCCAUGAGCAGAGGAUCCUCAGUCAGCUGAUGAAGUCCUGGGUGCAGGCCGUGUGUGAGAAACAGCCACUAGAUGAUAUUCGUGACUACUUUGGGGUGAAGAUAGCCAUGUACUUCGCCUGGCUGGGGUUCUACACCACGUCUAUGCUGUAUCCUGCUGUCAUCGGCUUCGUGCUCUGGGUUCUCACCGAGUCUGACCAGACGAGUCGUGAUAUCUGCUGUGUGGUGUUUGCCCUGUUUAACGUGGUGUGGGCCACUCUCUUCUUGGAGAGGUGGAAGAGAAGGGGGGCGGAGCUGGCCUAUAAGUGGGGUACGCUGGACACCCCUAACGAGUCCCUAGAGGAACCACGGACGCAGUUUAGGGGUGUGAAGCGGUGCAGCCCCAUAACAGGCUGUGAGGAGUUUUACUACCCACCAUGGAGGAGGAGGGUGUUCAGGUGGCUGGUCAGCCUGCCCAUCUGCAUCCUGUGUCUCUGCUUUGUGUUCCUGGCCAUGCUCCUCUGCUUCGAACUGCAGGAGUUUGUUAUGGGGAUCAAAGAAGUGCCUCGUCUGGCCCGGUUCAUCCCUAAGAUCAUGCUGGCCAUCACUGUGACCGCCUGUGACGAGGUGUACAGGAAGAUAGCCUACUGGCUCAAUGACAUGGAAAACUAUAGACUCCAGAGUGCCUAUGAGAAACAUCUCAUCAUUAAAUUGGUUCUUUUUCAGUUUGUUAACUCUUAUCUCAGCCUUUUCUACAUUGGAUUCUACCUCAAAGACAUGGAGCGUCUGAAAGAGAUGCUGGCCACCCUGCUGAUCAUCCGCCAUUUUGUCCAGAACGUGAAGGAGGUGAUGCAGCCUUACCUGUACGAGCGCCACAAGCUGGGCGAGCUCACCCUGCGCAGUGUCUGGGAUCUGAUCCUCUCAGCCCUGCUCAAGUACUGCAGGCUGGCCGCAGGAAAGCCCCAGGCUUCACCCACCGACCAGGCCAUGCCGGGCCCUGGCCUGAGGGGAACCAGACCAGGGGUGGGACAGCCUGAGCGCAGGGAGAAGAAGUGUCUGAACGGGGGAUGUGGGGUGCCUGAAGAGGAGGAGGGAGAGAGGGAGGAGGGGGACAGUGGGAGGUUCAGUGAGGGAGAGAAUGAGGAAUCGUCUGAGAGUCUGAUAGACUGUGGCCUCAAGCUGAGGAAGGUCAGCUUCAUAGAGAAGAGGGACAGGAAGUCGUCUGGAGGGGGCUGCGUCCCCACAAUGGAGGACAGUUUCCUGGAGGACGGCAGCCCCACUAUGGUGGAGAAGGGGAUGGAUCCGGCAUCGGUGUUCGAGACAUAUGAUGAUGACGAUGACAAUGGCGUCACUGAGACAAAGGACACGGGAGUUUCGGCCAAUGAGAGUAUGGCGGCUGCCCCGCUGCCUUCUGGGCCAGAGAGCACGGUGACGGUGCGUCAUCGCAGAAGGCAGAGGAGUUUGGAGAGGGCAGACUCUAAAACCAAGCGGGAGUCAUGGAUCGACCCGCCAGAGGAGCAGGAGAGUACGAGUCUGGCACAAGCUGAGAUAGAGAGCUGCAUGCAGACAUAUGAGGACACCUUCCAGGACUACCAGGAGAUGUUUGUCCAGUUCGGCUACGUGGUUCUCUUCUCCUCAGCCUUCCCCCUGGCGGCCAUGUGUGCCCUCAUCAACAACAUCAUCGAGAUCCGCAGCGAUGCCUUCAAGCUCUGUACCGGCCUGCAGAGACCCUUCGGCAAGAGAGUGGAGAGCAUCGGACAGUGGCAGACGGCGAUGGAGGCCAUGGGUCUGAUCGCCAUCAUAGUCAACUGUUACCUGAUUGGUCAGUGUGGUCAGCUGCAGCGCCUCUUCCCCUGGCUCAGCCCUGAGAUGGCCAUCAUCUCCAUUGUCAUCCUUGAGCACUUUGCCAUCCUGCUGAAGUACAUCAUUCACGUAGCAAUCCCAGACAUCCCCAGCUGGGUGGGGGAGGAGAUGGCCAAACUGGAGUACCAACGCAGGGAGGCUUUUAAGAAGCACGAGCGGCAGGCGCAGCAGCACUAUCAACAGCUACAGAGGAGGAAGAGAGAGGAGGAGGAGAGGCAGAGGCAGACGGAGCACCAGGCUCGCAGGGAGAGGGAGAGAGAUGAGGGGAAGGACUCCUCCGGGGGAGACCACCACCACGACAAGAGCCACGGGGGGAAGUCCCGCUCUGGAGGGGGUGGAGGUGGGGACAAGCCCAAGAGGCCCAGCUCCCUCCUGGCCAACAACAACGUGAUGAAGCUCAAACUGAUCACCCCCUUACAGAGCAAGUUCUCCUCCGGCAGCGCGCGCUCCCCUCAGUCUCCCACCGGAAACGAACCCAAGCUCCCCGGGUUCCUCAGCUUCAAAUUCCUCAAGUCGCCUGAGAAUAAGAAGGAAGCGGCUGCUGCCGCUGCAGCCACGGCAACGAAUACCACGACGACCGCGACCGCCCCCGGCGGUAACCAGGAGCGGUCUCAGUCGCCGAGCAAGUCGUUCAACCCUGGGAAACUGUUUAACUUUGGGAAGUCGGAGGGGGGCUCCUGUGUGAAUGGGUCCCAGUUACCCCGACCAGGGGAGGGUUCCCAGGGAUCUGACAAACAGCUCACCAAGUCUGACCUGAAUGGGGUGCCGGACGAGAUCCCCUCGCCUGGAGGGGAUGAGGGGGAGAACGGACACCACACAGACUCCUCAGACCCGAAAGUCUAGGCUCUCUUUGGAUAGGGAGAUGACAAACUGCUAUGAGAACUUAACUUAAUAUAUCUACUAGAAGGAGAAACGUAUGGGGAGAAAAGGUCAAGCCUCUCUCUGUGCUGUCUGGAUCUGAGGUUGUGUAUGUAGACGCUGCCUGGGGGCUGCAGAGGGGGGAGGACUAAUGGUAAUGAUGAUGGGAUGUGUGGGUCUGCAUUGUUGCUGUUGCCGAGAGACUUUCAGGCUUAAUGGUGAAGACAUAACCCACCCUUUUACCCGUGGCCACACACACACACACACACACACACACACACACACACACACACACACACACACACACACACACACACACACACACACACACACACACACACACACACACACACACACACACACACACACACACACACACACACACACACACACACACACACACACAAUCCUCUUUUGUCUGCAAUACAUAUAGAAAUGCAUGAGCUGCAUUUCUGAUACUUUCCGAGCAUUUUCCAAAAAAAGGGAGAGCAGUGUUUCUUGAUUUAUUCUAUUCUGAAAAUUGUAAGCAUCCUGGCGGCCAUCUUGCCACUGAAACAUAACAUCCUGGUUUGGAGUUCAGAAGAAAAAAAAUGGAUUGGUGUGUGUGAAUCAAAAGCAUAAUGAGACCUUUCCCAGUCACCACACAACGGUGGCCUGAUAUCAGACUCAUUUUUAACUGUGACGGCCGAUCGGCUUUUCUACUUAUACGAACCGGCUGUGCUAGCCGAGCAAUAUCAAAUCAGUGUUUCAAAUCUGAGCAGUACUGCAAAACACGUCCAGUUCUUUGUUUUUCACCCACACUCCCAUCUGAAGGCAUACGUGAGCAGUCAUGAGUUUUGUAUAUACAGUACAUCCCAUGAAAACAACGGCAAUAUCUGAAGUGUAUGUCUGACACAGUGUGUGGGAAACAGGAUGUUGUGUUUGACAUUGUGAAAGGCAAAGAUGAAAAUCGUUUGAUAAAAGACAGGCUCUGUCUUGCAUCAGUAUGAGAGAGAGAGAGAGAGAGAGAGAGAGAGAGAGAGAGAGAGAGAGAGAG
Salvelinus fontinalis (brook trout) is the source of this 5614-nucleotide messenger RNA. It is a transcript of the gene ano8b, whose product is annotated as anoctamin 8b. Gene Ontology annotation, molecular function: chloride channel activity. The record is from RefSeq and is a predicted model, not a curated record. Gene Ontology annotation, cellular component: plasma membrane. Bases 1348 to 4563 code for a protein of 1071 amino acids. Gene Ontology annotation, biological process: chloride transmembrane transport. NCBI's taxonomy places the organism in Eukaryota, Metazoa, Chordata, Actinopteri, Salmoniformes, Salmonidae. The transcript is spliced from 18 exons.